AUGGUUUCGUGGACGCUCGUUGCAGGCAUCACUGCAAUAUCAACAGUCAAGUGGGCGCCAAAGUACUCUCUUAGUGCAUCCUACACCCUCACAACAAUCGCAUUCAUCCUCAUAGCGUGGACAGCUCGAUUUGUUUACGUUUCAAUCUUGUAUCCUGAAUUUUUCACGCGACUUAGACAAAUUCCCACUCCACGAAAUCGAUCAUGGCUGUAUGGCAACACAGGGUCCUUCGACCUGCGCUUCCCAGUUGAAUUGGUGCGAGAAUGGAAAAAGACCAUUCCAAACCCUGGAUUACUGAGAUACUACGUGGUCGGCAACCAAGAGAGGCUAGUGGCCUUGUCGCCCAAGGCGAUUGGUGAUCUGUUGGUGAACAACAGUUAUGAUUUUAUACGCCCUGAGAUUGCGCGGGUGCAACUUAGUAAAGUCACCGGAGAGGGCUUAUUAGUUGCCGAGGGAGAUGUGCACAAGGUGCAACGCAAAAGCUUGAUGCCGUCAUUCUCCUACCGACACAUCAAAGAUUUAUACCCACUCUUCUGGACAAAGGCCAUCCAAAUGACCAACGAGAUCGAAAAGGGAAUCAAGUCUAGCAAAACAGGAGAAGAUGUCAUCAAAACCAGCAGCUGGGCAAGCAGAGCCAUGCUCGACAUCAUCGGUCUAGCUGGCUUCGACUACGAUUUUAAUACCGUGGGCAAUUCCGACAAUGAACUUGCGCGUCGUUAUGAGAGUAUGAUUUUGAGCCCCGUUGGGUUACAGCGUAUUGUUGGGUUUGUAUGUCUGUUUAUCAUUGGGUUUAAGUACUACUUCCGUAUUCCGAGCCCACACAAUAAGAUCAUUAACGAUGCGAUGCGCUUCAUCCGUGGUACGGCGCUGGAGCAUUUGAUCAAGAAGAAGAAGCGGUUGCAAGAAGAUACCGAAAACGUGGAUGUGGAUAUUUUGUCGGUGGCUAUGCGCAAUGGCAGUUUUACUGACGAACUUCUAGUCGACCAGAUGAUUACUUUUCUGGGUGCGGGCCAUGAGACGACAGCGUCAGCGUUCCAGUGGGCCGUUUACGUGUUGUCGAAGUACCCUGAAAUCCAGACUCGGCUUCGAGAAGAAUUACGAAAGUCCUUGCCAAAUAUACCGCUUGGUGAACUGACCGAUAUCAAGGAAAUCAAGGACGAAAGCGGCAAUGUCAAAGCCGCAUUUUCAGAAUUGUUCACCUCAAUAGACGGUAACAACAACACAAAUAUACCCUAUCUAUGGGCUUUUAUCAACGAAGUCCUCCGCUUCCACCCUUCUGCGCCUUUUACUUCCCGCCAAGCGCUCCGUGAUACAACCCUAGGUGGCCACUUCAUCCCCAAGGGCACACAAAUCCUCAUCUCCCCCGAAAUAACAAACAAAGACACCGACCUCUGGGGCCCGGAUGCAGAAACUUUCAACCUCGACCGAUGGCUAAACAUUGACACGGCCACCAACAAAGCUACGAGUUACAACAACAGCGGCGGUGCUAGAAGUAACUACGCGAACAUGACAUUUAUUCAUGGGCCACGUGCUUGUAUUGGGCAGGGGUUUGCGAGGGCGGAACUUGCGAUUUUUGUGGCGGUGUUUGUGUAUCGGUUUGAGUUUGAGCUCAAGGAUCCGCAGAAGCAGUUGGAGGUGAGGAGGAUGAUUACACAGGCGCCGACGGAUGGGGUUAUAAUCAAGGUUAGGAGGGCUACUUAA
Messenger RNA from Talaromyces marneffei, 1701 nucleotides. RefSeq lists its product as uncharacterized. The coding region runs from base 1 to 1701 and encodes 566 amino acids. The transcript has 3 exons. The record is from RefSeq and is a predicted model, not a curated record. Gene Ontology annotation, molecular function: heme binding; iron ion binding; oxidoreductase activity, acting on paired donors, with incorporation or reduction of molecular oxygen. NCBI's taxonomy places the organism in Eukaryota, Fungi, Ascomycota, Eurotiomycetes, Eurotiales, Trichocomaceae.